Molecule: messenger RNA, 1493 nt
Organism: Harpegnathos saltator (Jerdon's jumping ant)
Lineage: Eukaryota; Metazoa; Arthropoda; Insecta; Hymenoptera; Formicidae
Product: odorant receptor Or2
Exons: 5
Coding region: 155-1210 (351 amino acids)
Biological process (GO): detection of chemical stimulus involved in sensory perception of smell; sensory perception of smell
Cellular component (GO): plasma membrane
Molecular function (GO): odorant binding; olfactory receptor activity
Source: RefSeq, a predicted model, not a curated record
AUUACAUAAUUUUUUAAGCUGAGAAAGUCGAUACGCGCAAAUAUGCUCGUACAACAUAUUUUUAACCCUAACAUCAAUAUUCAUGCAUUUUACAUACGCACAUACAUAUGUACAUAAUUUAUAGCAGAAAUGAGAACUCUAGUAUACUCUUCCAAUGACAGAUUUUGAACGAGUUAUUAAUAUAAAUCGAUUCAUGUUAAGAACCGUUGGUCUAUGGCCGCCAGACAACCGAAGCAGCCGUGAAGUUAUGAAAUCGAAAAUUCGAUUACUGCAUACUUUUAGCAUGGUAUUUUUCGUACUGACAAUACCUGCUUUAAUAUCACUGAUAAGAGUAUGGGGUGACAUAAUUUUAAUGAUAGAAAAUAUGCAAUACAGUUUACCGCUUUUGGGUGCGAUAUCCAAAAUUUGCAUUCUUUCCCAGAAACAAGCAGAUUUACUACCCUUAAUUGAAAUGAUCGAAAACGACUGGGUGAAACCGAAGAUGAAGGAGGAGCAAGACGUUAUGCUGAGACGUGCAAGAAUUAUACGCGUGAUCACUAUAUGCGGAUUUUUCACGGGAAUUUUAACGAUUAUUAUUACAUUUGGUUUCCCAUGCUUUGGUCUAAUGCUCAGGCAAGUGACGAACCUGACCGACUCCGGAAAACCAUUGCUGAUACCAUCGUAUUAUUUCCACGAUGUUUCCAAGAGUCCGCAAUUCGAGUUGACAUUAUUGGCACAAGGAAUCUCUAUGAUCGCAUGUGGCUGUUCUCAUAUUGGGGUCGACCAUUUACUCGGACUACUGGUUUUGCACGUAUGUGGUCAGCUGGAAAAUUUACAUUUGAGACUGUCACGCCUGGAAAAGUAUUCGGACUUCAACGCAGCUCUGGAGUACAACGUUCAAGAUCAUGUCCGCUUAAUCAGAUCUAUCGAAAUCAUCGAUCAUACGUUUAACUUAUUACUUCUUAUUCUGGUGCUCUACUUUGGCAUAUUAUUCUGUGUUCAAGCAUUUCUCAUAGUUCAAUCUGAGAAAAUACAUCAGGCCACGUACGAAUAUUCAUGGUACAACAAGCAUCCAAAAGUAGUAAAAGGUUUAAUGCUAAUCAUGCUUCGUGCCAAUAAACCACUUCAUAUCACAGCCGGAAAAACAUUUCCCAUGACGAUGUCAACGUUUUGCAACUUGUUGAAAACCUCGGCAGGAUAUGUAUCGGUGCUACUUACCACUCAAGGUUGAUGGCCAUAUUAUAAAUUUCCAGCUCAGAUUGUUCUUAACAAUACAACAUGUAGCUAGUAAUUGAAUUAGUUAUAUACAAUAUUAAUAACAUGAUGAGCGAUAUAUAAAGUAUUUUACAAGCUAUUUUCCCAUAAACUAUCAGAGGUGGCGAGAGAAUGUUACACGUUUUUAAUAAGAAGAGAGAGAGAGAAAGAGAGUUACUCAAAAGUAAAAAAUUACUAUUUUACAUUUACUAAAUUAAUAAACUACUAAAUUACUAUGUAUACUAUAUAUAUAUUACAAA